ACCUCCACUCCACGACGUACACAAAUGGCAGGGGCCGAGGACAGCACUCAAGACUUGCUCCAAGCUCAUCUUCAGCUGCUGCACCAGUCCCUCGGCUACAUCAGCUCAACUGCGCUCGCCGUUGCCUUGGACCACGGCAUUCCAGACGCCAUCCAGCAUCACGGCGGCAGCGCCACCCUUUCGCAGAUACUAGCCAAGAUCGAUGUCAGCCCAACAAAGCGCCGAGGCCUGCAUCGCCUCAUGCGCAUGCUCACCGUCACAGGUGCCUUCAGCGUCGACCAGCGUCCAGCCGUCGCCGUCGCCGCCGCACCACACGAUGGUGGGCGGCGCGGCGAUCCUGUCUAUCAACUGACGGCAGCCUCCCGUCUCCUCCUCAGCGACGACGACGACGGGAUCCGCCACCCCGCGAGCCUGACUCCUCUCCUGACCAUGCUGCUCGGUCCUCUGCUUGCCUCGCCGCUCGCCGCCGUGGUGAGCGCGUUGGUCCGGGAGGACCGGCAGCCGGACCUGUCGGCGUUCGGGAUCGCGCACGGACAGACCGUCUGGGACGACGUGGCCGACCACGAGGCUGCCUUCAACGUCUCCCUCCACGACGCCAUAGCCGCCGACACACGCUUCCUUAUGCCCAUCGUCCUCAAGGAAUGCGGCGAGGUCUUCCGGGGGAUAGACUCGCUGGUGGACGUCGGCGGCGGACCGUAUGGGAGUGCCGCUGCUUCCAUCGCGGCGGCGUUCCCGCGUCUCAAGUGCAGCGUGCUGGAUCUCCCCCAUGUUGUUGCCCAAGCUCCACCUGAUAGCAGCGUGCAGUUCGUCGCGGGCAACAUGUUCGAGUGUAUUCCACGUGCAAAUGCUGUUUUCCUCAAGUGGAUUUUGCAUGACUGGGGCGAUGAUGAGUGCAUCAAGCUCUUGAAAAGAUGCAAGCAAGCCAUCCCUCCACGGGAUGCUGGAGGAAAAGUAAUAAUAAUCGAUAUGGUACUGGGAUCAGGACCAGCAGACGACGUCAAGCAUAAAGAGACGCAAGUGUUAUUUGAUCUCCUAAUGAUGGCGCUUAAUGGAGUUGAGCGAGAUGAGCAAGAGUGGAAAAAGAUUUUCCUAGAAGCAGGUUUUAAGGACUACAAAAUUAUACCAGUUCUAGGUGUCCGAUCCAUCGUUGAGCUUUAUCCUUAAAUGCUCUUUGAUCAAGACCUUCGAAAAGUAAGCGAGUGUUGAACAAAGCACAAGAAGUUAACAAUCUAGAAGAAUAAAAAACGUUAUUAUAUUUUCCUAGUAUGCUAUAUAUAUUAUAUAUACUAGUACAAUGCACGAUCUCGUCAAUAAACUUGGUAUGUAUAAGUGGAUUUAGUAUAUACUAAGUCGAGACUUGUGUAUUAUUCAGCAUUUCCAUAAGCUCGGCGCUCUGUGUACCAGAAAAUA
Sorghum bicolor (sorghum) is the source of this 1410-nucleotide messenger RNA. RefSeq names its product 5-pentadecatrienyl resorcinol O-methyltransferase-like. Gene Ontology annotation, molecular function: O-methyltransferase activity; protein dimerization activity; S-adenosylmethionine-dependent methyltransferase activity. NCBI's taxonomy places the organism in Eukaryota, Viridiplantae, Streptophyta, Magnoliopsida, Poales, Poaceae. Bases 25 to 1164 code for a protein of 379 amino acids. Gene Ontology annotation, biological process: methylation. The transcript is spliced from 2 exons. The record is from RefSeq and is a predicted model, not a curated record.